This is a messenger RNA of Cuscuta europaea, 2234 nucleotides long. The record is from the annotation of a GenBank genome assembly. Lineage: Eukaryota; Viridiplantae; Streptophyta; Magnoliopsida; Solanales; Convolvulaceae.
GCAAAUCUGUACCAUACGGUUGAGGUUGCCGCGAAUCGAGGGAUGUAUAUAACGUGCUCAUCUAGUCAUCCUUUCAUUUUAGCCUGUUUUAGACAUUUUCAAAUGUAAUCCUCGCUCGACAGCCAGAAAUAUAGGCGUGACAUCUGACAAGGCGUGAGGAACGGAUCAUCCCUUUCUUCCAUUUUAUCCAGAAACUAAACUGCCUCAAUACACGCACAUACAUAUGCGCCUCACCUCUGGUUCGCGAGCAAACACGUGUGCUCAGGCCACCAUACCCAGAUAAAGUCAGAGGUCAGUUGAAAAUUGGCAAGAAAAUUCCAGGAAGAAAGCUAUUUCCCAGAUUGGAUUCCAACGCGUUUAUCAACCGACAGCAAAUAAAGAGAUAAACCCACUUUCUAGUUUCUCUCCUAUCUGUCGUUGACGUUGUCAUCACCUCCAGGCGCUUUCCGCCGCCGCCGCCCCUUGAAAGUCUCACCAGUUUACCAGACCGUUCUUUAAAGAACUGAGCUUUCUGUAUGUAGGUGUAAAUUUUCAUGUGUUGUUGUUGAUUUUGUUUAUUGAGGAGGAAGUAGACCCAGAUUUGUGAUGGUGGAUCUGAGGUUUUUGGCGUUAUUGGUGGUGCUCUGUGCGGCUUUUACUGAUGGGAAUAGCAAUCUGGUGUUCAAGGUGAAGCAUAAGUACGGCGGACGUGGGAGCUCCGUCCUGAGGGAGCUGAGGGCCCAUGAUUCAUCCCGCCACCGCCGGAUGCUCGCCUCCGUCGACUUCAAAUUGGGCGGAAAUGGUCAACCCACGGAUGCUGCGCUAUACUACACUAAGCUUUCAAUUGGAACUCCUUCAAAGGAAUAUUAUGUCCAAGUUGAUACUGGUAGUGACAUUUUAUGGGUGAACUGUGCUGGCUGUAUCAAGUGUCCUACAAAGAGUAACAUUGGGAUUGAUUUGACGCUAUAUGACAUGAAAACCUCUUCGACAGCAAAGGCAGUUGGUUGUGAUCAUCAUUUUUGCACCACUAUGUUCAGCACUCCAUAUUCUGAUUGCAAGGCUGGAAUGCCGUGUGAAUAUCAGGUUUCUUAUGGGGAUGGAAGCAAAACAGCAGGAUACUUUGUCCAAGAUAAUGUUCAUUUUGAUCAGGUGUCAGGAAACCUUCAAACAAAGUCAAUGAAUGGGACUAUAGCAUUUGGGUGUUCAGGACAACAAAGUGGAGAGCUAGGCACAUCUACUGAAGCAGUUGAUGGGAUAGUUGGUUUUGGACAAGCAAACUCAUCCCUCAUUUCACAGCUAGCAGUAUCUGGGAAGGUGAAAAAGGUAUUUUCACACUGCUUAGAUGGUAACAACGGAGGGGGCAUAUUUGCUAUUGGACAAGUUGUUCAUCCUAAAGUAAAAUCAACACCACUAGUUCCAGAUCAGCCGCAUUACAAUCUCAUUAUGAAGGGAAUUGAGGUGGGUGGUGUUCCUCUUGUUCUCCCAACAUAUACAUUUGACAUAGACUCUUCAAGGGGGACGAUAAUUGACAGUGGUACAACCUUAGCAUACCUUCCAGACAAAAUCUAUAACUCUAUCACUACAAAGAUAUUUAAAAAACAAAGUAGCCUGAAGAAAUAUACAGUUGAUGAGCAGUUCAGUUGCUUUGACUACACCCAAGACAUUGAUGAAGGAUUCCCAGUUGUCUCUUUUGUUUUUCAAAAUUCACUUCGCUUGGAAGUUUACCCACAUGAUUAUCUUUUUGAAGUCAAGGAUAAUGCAUGGUGCAUUGGUUGGCAAAGCAGUGGAAUACAGACACGAAGUGGGGCAGAAAUAACGUUGCUAGGAGACAUGGUACUAUCUGGCAAGCUGGUUGUGUAUGAUCUAGAAAACCAGACAGUUGGCUGGGCAGAUCAUAACUGCUCUUCAAGCAUUAAGGUAAAAGACCAGACGUCUGGUAAAGUUUAUUCUGUGGGCGCUCAUGAUAUAUCAUCGGCGUAUAUAGUCGGAGAGAUUUGCAAUUUUUUUAUUCUGUUAAUCUGUACGAUUCUUAUAUGUAAUUUAUAUAUGUAAUUUGAUGAUAUAGAAUUGAAUCUGAAAGACCUCACCCCCCCUGUUAUUUUUUUACUUUCUGAUUUGUUAAAAUUGGAUCUCAUUCUUUGUGAAUUGUGUCUUUCGUCACAUUCUCUUGUCUUUUACUUCCUUGGCAGGAGUACACCUUAUGACACUAAACAUAAAACAUCCAUGUUUAAUUAAAAGCAGUAAUUUGUGAAAAA